UUUUUGUCAGUCCUCUCAAAUUUUUACAUAAUUUUCAUUUUGUUACAGGGCCGUCAUACAAAAACUGGACAGCUGGCCGCUAUUAAGGUUAUGGAUGUUACAGAGGAUGAAGAGGAAGAAAUUAAAUUGGAAAUCAAUGUUCUCAAGAAGUAUUCAAACCAUCGAAAUAUAGCUACAUACUAUGGCGCUUUCAUAAAAAAAUCGCCUCCCGGAAAAGAUGACCAACUCUGGCUGGUUAUGGAAUACUGCGGUGCAGGAUCUGUUACUGAUUUGGUGAAAUCCACCAAGGGUCAGUCAUUGAAAGAAGAGUGGAUCGCAUAUAUUUGUAGAGAAAUUUUGAGAGGUUUGUCCUAUUUGCAUUCAAACAAAGUUAUACACAGGGAUAUCAAGGGACAGAAUGUACUGUUGACGGAUAAUGCUGAAGUGAAGUUGGUCGAUUUUGGGGUUUCUGCCCAGUUGGAUCGAACAAUUGGCCGCAGAAAUACUUUUAUCGGUACCCCUUAUUGGAUGGCUCCAGAAGUCAUAGCAUGUGAUGAAAAUCCCGACGCAACUUAUGACAACCGCAGUGAUUUGUGGUCUUUGGGGAUCACGGCCUUGGAAAUGGCAGAGUCGCAACCACCUUUAUGCGAACUUCAUCCAAUGAGAGCACUAUUUCUCAUACCUAGGAAUCCUCCUCCGCGUCUGAAAAAUAAAAAGUGGAAUAAGAAGUUUCACGGAUUCAUAGACACUGUUCUAGUCAAGGAUUAUCAUGAGAGGCCUUAUACGGAACAACUUUUGAAACAUCCAUUCAUCAGGGACCAACCUACUGAGAGACAGGUUAGAAUUCAACUGAAAGAUCACAUCGACCGAUGUAAAAAGAGAAAACAAGAAAAAGAGAGGGAAGACUACAGAUAUUCAGGUUCUGAAAAUGAAGAAGAAGAACCGCAACUUGCAGGAGAGCCUAGUAGUAUUGUUCAAGCUCCUGGUGGUGAUACACUACGCAGGAAUUUCCAACAAAUACAAGAAGGGCGCACUCUUAGCCAAGUUGAACCUCCAUCAAGGUACAAGAAAUUCCCUGGAUCUUGUGAACUCGACGCUCUUGCAGCACAUUUGAACGAACUCGGGGUCCAGCAAACUGCCCAACCAGAAGCUCCUCCACGAAAUAAGAAUUACAAACAGGCUCAGUCGGCAGCUAACAAUAAUGUAUCCACUCCUAGCUCUGCUAUUAACCAUAUGCCUAGCAACCAGCCUAGCAGUAAUAACGUUGACAGCGAGACAGAUUCAGAGCCGGAGGAUAACGGCAGAGUGAGAAAUGAUGGUACGCUACUGGCCAGUGACCCGCCUAAGCCCCUGGCAGGUUUGGGUGUGGUUCCGGAGGGUACUGCUAGUGUUUCUAGUCCAGGAGCUACAGCCGGAUCAGGAUCUAGUUCUGGAAGUGCUCCCAACAGACCAUUACCCCCAACGCCAGAUGACGAUGAAUCUCAAGGAGACAGAACUCUUGUUCUCAGGAAGCAGUCCGCAGCUAAUUUAGAUGACAAACUCCGCAAUGUUGAAGAUAUUGACGAAGCAACACUGCUCAGAGAGUGGGAUUUCGACAAGUUUUUUCCAGUGAGAGUCGCCAAUAUUCAGUCUUCCACGUCUACAUCCAACAGUUCUGAAAAAAAAAGUGAUGAAAAUGACAUGAAACAAGGACACAGGAGAAUGGAGAGCGACUCAAAAAUUUCAAAUCCCUUCUUCAGAGGUUUCCGUAGAGAAAAUUCAGAUUUUUUCCCCAUGAGUUCAAGACAUUCGGCUAUAUAUAUUGACAAAAAUGCCAGAUCGAGCGGUAUAUUCAGUAACAGAAGGGGCUCUGAUGUUGGAAUGUCAAAAAAGACAAGUGGGGAGCCUAUAUUGAUGGAUUAUAUUAAGAAAACUGAUUCAUUAGUAAGCUCCACUUCUAAAAAAAAGACUGAUGUUGAUCUUGGCCGAUCCGAAAAAAAAGAAGGUAGUUUAUUGAAGAAUUUUAUUCGUCCUAGACGUGAAAAAACUGAGUCUGAUAUAGUACUGAGACACUCGGAAGCCAGGCGAAGUAUAAGAGAAACUCUGGAGGCUCGUAGAAAAGAAAUAGAAUCUCAGUUUUGCAAAGAAGCUGAUAGUAUGCGAAGGCAUAGUUCAAAACCUAUUGAAAUAAGUUCUUUGAAUAUAUCGGAUAUCUCGAAUACAUCGACUGGUUCGAAUUCUACUGCAGGGGAUGAAUUUUCUUUCAUUCAGAAUGGAAGAAGUGGUGAUCAUCCUCGACAAAGUGUAUUACCGGACCUCCUAAGUCAGGCCAGUGGUAGUCCUGGUACACCAUCUACUCGCGAUAAAUCCACUAGUGAAGAGUUUCUAAUAACCCCGCCUUCGUCCAAAACUCCUCCACACCAUAUGCACGCUAAUGCUCUUGCCUUGCAACAGAAACAACGUUCAUUCCUAGCGUUUGGUUUUGGAGCCAAUUCAGCACCUUCUAGAAGAGAAUCACAUGUCAACGUAAAUGUGACACCCACCUCGCAUGAAUUAUCUUCGGACACUCCAGAAAUCAGGAAAUACAAGAAAAGGUUCAACAGCGAAAUAUUAUGUGCAGCGCUAUGGGGUGUGAAUCUCCUCAUAGGCACAGAACACGGACUUAUGCUUUUGGAUAGGAGUGGUCAAGGUAAAGUGUACCAACUAAUAUCAAGAAGGAGGUUUCAACAGAUGGAAGUACUUGAAGGUCAGAAUAUUCUUGUUACGAUAUCAGGGAAGAAGAAUAGAGUUAGAGUGUACUAUCUCAGUUGGCUGAAGAGUAAAAUAUUGAGGACAGAUGGUGUUAGUGAUGUGAGUGUAGAUCUUUUGUUAUAUUAUUUUAUUGGAAUUCGUUCCAGUACCCUAACUUUUUAUCCCCCAGAUUAAUUCAUUUAUAUCUCCGAUCAAAUAUAUUUUCAUAAAAUCUAAAUGAAGAAAACCCAUUGCAGAACUCUUAGCAAUAUGUUCAAGCAUUAAAAAAGGUAAUAUUUCA
Molecule: messenger RNA, 2989 nt
Organism: Leptinotarsa decemlineata (Colorado potato beetle)
Lineage: Eukaryota; Metazoa; Arthropoda; Insecta; Coleoptera; Chrysomelidae
Gene: msn
Product: serine/threonine-protein kinase msn
Biological process (GO): protein phosphorylation
Cellular component (GO): cytosol
Molecular function (GO): ATP binding; protein kinase activity
Source: RefSeq, a predicted model, not a curated record